GGCUCGCCGCCGCCGCCGCCGGGAGAGCGCGCUCCGGGUGCAGAGCCGCGCAGGGCUGGAGCGGGAGGGCGGAGGGCGCCGCUGCUGGACCUCCCCUCCCGAGACCCGCGAGCCCGGCGGCCCUGGGCGCGGCGAGGCGCCGCUCGGAUCUGGAGAGCCAGGUUCCCGGAGGAAGUGGGACCGUGAGCCAGCGGGAGCCGCGAGAAGGGAAGGAAGCGCCGCGGUCGCUGAUGUCAGAGGAGCCCGGAAAGUCGCGCUGGAAAAAUCCGAAGACAGCAGCCAGGGGCUGCGCUGCUCGCCCCGCACAGGCGCCGCGGGCCACCCCCACGCGCCCCCUCGGCUCCCCGGGAGGGGGCUGCUGCGGGGCGGCGGAGCCGGCGGGGCGCGGAGCGGAGCCCGAGCGGCCACUUCAGGAAUACAGAUAAGUGGCAGGCGGCUGGACGUGGGUUUUAAUGCAUCUGGACUCGGCGUGGAUGUGGCUGUGCCCGUGAUUCCGAGCUGCGUGCGGGCGACAGCCGGCGGCGAGGCGCGGCGAGCGGCGGGCAGAAGGACAGACCAACGUCGCCGAGCCGGAACCAUGUGAGGUCGACGUGGGAAGGUGGUGUAGAUGAGAACCCGGAGGAGCUGCCUCCUGGUCCUCACCCCCCUCAGGAUGGCACAGAGGAGGCGCCGGCCCCUGGCCCUGCAGGCUGACAGCUGGACUCUGGUGUUGCUGGCCGCACUGUGGGUGCUGCUGGUGCCCUGGGCAGCCGGCAUGCCUCAGUUUAGCACCUUCCACUCUGAGAACCGAGACUGGACCUUCAACCACUUGACUGUCCACCAAGGGACAGGGGCUGUGUAUGUGGGGGCUAUCAACCGGGUCUAUAAGCUGACGGGCAACCUGACGAUCCAGGUAGCCCACAAGACAGGGCCGGAGGAGGACAACAAGUCCUGCUACCCGCCUCUCAUCGUGCAGCCGUGCAGUGAGGUGCUCACCCUCACCAACAACGUCAACAAGCUGCUGCUCAUCGACUACUCUGAGAACCGCCUGCUGGCCUGCGGCAGCCUCUACCAAGGAGUCUGCAAACUGCUGCGGUUGGAUGACCUCUUCAUCCUGGUGGAGCCCUCGCACAAGAAGGAGCACUACCUGUCCAGUGUCAACAAGACGGGCACCAUGUAUGGGGUGAUCGUGCGCUCGGAGGGCGAAGACGGCAAGCUGUUCAUCGGCACAGCCGUGGACGGCAAGCAGGAUUACUUCCCGACGCUGUCCAGCCGCAAGCUGCCCCGAGACCCGGAGUCCUCAGCCAUGCUGGACUACGAGCUCCACAGCGAUUUCGUCUCCUCUCUCAUCAAGAUCCCCUCUGACACCCUGGCCCUGGUCUCCCACUUUGACAUCUUCUACAUCUAUGGCUUCGCCAGUGGCAGCUUCGUCUACUUCCUCACCGUGCAGCCGGAGACCCCAGAGGGUGUGUCCAUCAACUCUGCAGGAGACCUCUUCUACACCUCUCGCAUCGUGCGUCUCUGCAAGGAUGACCCCAAGUUCCACUCCUAUGUGUCCCUGCCCUUUGGCUGCACACGGGCAGGCGUGGAAUAUCGUCUCCUGCAGGCCGCUUACCUUGCCAAGCCCGGGGAGGCGCUGGCCCAGGCCUUCAACGUCAGCAGCCAAGAUGAUGUGCUCUUUGCUAUCUUCUCCAAAGGGCAGAAGCAGUACCACCACCCGCCCGACGACUCUGCCCUGUGUGCCUUCCCCAUCCGCUCCAUCAACUUGCAGAUCAAGGAGCGCCUGCAGUCCUGCUACCAAGGCGAGGGCAAUCUGGAGCUCAACUGGCUGCUGGGCAAGGAUGUCCAGUGCACCAAGGCGCCGGUCCCCAUUGAUGACAACUUCUGCGGACUGGACAUCAACCAGCCCCUGGGAGGCUCCACCCCAGUGGAGGGCCUGACCCUGUAUACCACCAGCCGGGACCGCAUGACCUCCGUGGCCUCCUAUGUUUACAACAGUUACAGUGUGGUUUUCGUGGGGACCAAGAGCGGCAAACUGAAAAAGAUUCGAGCUGAUGGUCCCCCCCAUGGUGGGGUCCAGUACGAGAUGGUCUCUGUGCUCAAAGAUGGGAGCCCUAUCCUCCAGGACAUGGCCUUCUCCGUUGAUCAGCGCUACCUGUACGUCAUGUCUGAAAGGCAGGUCACCAGGGUCCCCGUGGAGUUUUGUGAGCAGUACACAACUUGUGGGGAGUGCCUGAGCUCAGGGGACCCUCACUGUGGCUGGUGUACCCUGCAUAACAUGUGCUCCCGCAGGGACAAGUGCCAGCGGCACAAGGAACCAAAUCGCUUUGCCGCCAGCAUCAGCCAGUGUAUGAGCCUGGCAGUGAAGCCCAGCAGCAUCUCUGUGUCCGAGCACAGCCGGAAGCUCAACCUGGUUGUGAGUGACGCUCCAGAUCUGUCUGCAGGCAUCACCUGUGCCUUUGGAAACCUGACAGAGGUGGACGGGCGAGUGACUGGCAGCAAUGUCAUCUGCCUGUCCCCUGGGCCCAAGGAUGUCCCUGCCAUCCCUCUGGAUCAAGACUGGUUUGGACUAGAGCUACAGCUGAGAUCCAAGGAGACAGGGAAGAUAUUCGUCAGCACUGAGUUCAAGUUUUACAACUGCAGCGCCCACCAAUUGUGCCUGUCCUGUGUCAACAGCGCCUUCCGCUGCCAUUGGUGCAAGUACCGCAACCUCUGCACUCAUGACCCUACCACCUGCUCCUUUCAGGAGGGCCGCAUCAAUAUUUCGGAGGACUGUCCCCAGCUGGUGCCCACAGAGGAGAUCCUGAUUCCAGUCGGGGAGGUGAAACCCAUCACCCUCAAGGCUCGCAACCUGCCCCAGCCUCAGUCUGGCCAGCGUGGCUAUGAAUGCGUCCUCCACAUCCAGGGGGCCGUCCACCGGGUCCCUGCCCUGCGCUUCAACAGCUCCAGUGUCCAGUGCCAGAACAGCUCGUACCAGUACGAUGGGAUGGACAUCAGCAACCUGGCCGUGGACUUCGCAGUGGUGUGGAAUGGAAAUUUCAUCAUAGACAACCCUCAGAACCUGAAAGUGCACCUCUACAAGUGUGCAGCCCAGCGGGAGAGCUGUGGCCUCUGCCUCAAGGCCGACCGCAAGUUUGAGUGUGGCUGGUGUAGCGGAGAGCGCAGGUGCACCUUGCACCAGCACUGUACCAGCCCCUCCAACCCCUGGCUCGACUGGUCCAGCCACAAUGUCAAGUGCUCCAACCCCCAGAUCACUGAGAUUUUGACGGUGUCUGGACCACCUGAGGGAGGAACUCGAGUGACCAUCCACGGCGUGAACCUGGGCCUGGACUUCUCUGAGAUCGCGCACCAUGUGCAGGUGGCUGGGGUGCCCUGUGCGCCCCUCCCAGGGGAGUACAUCAUCGCUGAGCAGAUCGUCUGCGAAAUGGGCCACGCGCUGGUGGGGACCACCUCUGGGCCCGUGCGCCUCUGCAUCGGGGAGUGCAAGCCGGAGUUCAUGACCAAGUCCCACCAGCAGUACACCUUUGUGAAUCCUUCAGUGCUGUCGCUCAACCCCAUCCGAGGGCCAGAGUCGGGCGGUACCAUGGUGACCAUCACAGGCCAUUACCUCGGUGCUGGAAGCAGCGUGGCGGUGUACCUGGGCAACCAGACCUGCGAGUUCUAUGGGAGGUCAAUGAACGAAAUCGUGUGUGUCUCUCCCCCAUCAUCCAAUGGGCUGGGCCCAGUGCCUGUCUCAGUGAGCGUGGACAGAGCCCAUGUGGAUAACAGCCUGCAGUUUGAGUACAUAGAUGACCCUCGGGUCCAGCGCGUUGAGCCCGAGUGGAGUAUCACCAGUGGACAUACACCCUUGACCAUCACAGGCUUCAACCUGGAUGUCAUUCAAGAGCCACGGAUCCGAGUCAAGUUUAAUGGCAAAGAAUCUGUCAAUGUGUGCAAAGUUGUGAAUGCAACCACCCUCACCUGCUUGGCACCCUCUCUGACCACCGAUUAUCGCCCUGGCCUGGACACCGUGGAGCGGCCUGAUGAGUUCGGGUUUGUCUUUAACAACGUCCAGUCCUUGCUGAUUUACAACGACACCAAGUUCACCUACUACCCCAACCCGACCUUCGAACUGCUCAGCCCCACGGGCGUCUUGGAUCAGAAGCCGGGGUCGCCCAUCAUUCUGAAGGGCAAAAACCUCUGCCCUCCUGCCUCCGGAGGGGCCAAACUCAACUACACGGUGCUGAUUGGAGAGACGCCCUGCACGGUCACUGUGUCCGAGACGCAGCUGCUCUGUGAACCUCCCAACCUCACGGGGCAGCACAAGGUCAUGGUUCACGUGGGCGGGAUGGUGUUCUCUCCUGGCUCGGUGAGUGUCCUCUCAGACAGCUUGCUGACCCUGCCAGCCAUUGUCAGCAUCGCGGCCGGCGGCAGCCUCCUGCUCAUCAUCGUCAUCAUCGUCCUCAUCGCCUACAAGCGCAAGUCUCGGGAAAACGACCUCACACUCAAGCGGCUCCAGAUGCAGAUGGACAACUUGGAGUCACGCGUGGCUCUGGAAUGCAAAGAGGCUUUUGCUGAGCUCCAGACUGACAUCAAUGAGCUAACCAGUGACCUGGACCGCUCUGGAAUCCCCUACCUGGACUAUCGUACCUAUGCUAUGCGAGUCCUGUUCCCAGGCAUCGAAGACCAUCCCGUCCUGCGGGAGCUGGAGGUCCAGGGGAAUGGGCAGCAGCAUGUGGAGAAGGCCCUGAAGCUCUUUGCCCAGCUCAUCAACAACAAGGUCUUCCUGCUGACCUUCAUCCGCACGCUGGAGCUACAGCGCAGCUUCUCCAUGCGCGACCGUGGCAAUGUGGCCUCGCUCAUCAUGACUGGCCUGCAGGGCCGCCUGGAGUACGCCACCGAUGUCCUCAAGCAGCUGCUGUCUGACCUCAUCGAGAAGAACCUGGAGAACAAGAACCACCCCAAGCUACUGCUGCGGAGGACAGAGUCUGUGGCUGAGAAGAUGCUGACCAACUGGUUCGCCUUCCUCCUGCACAAGUUCCUGAAGGAGUGUGCCGGGGAGCCGCUCUUCAUGCUGUACUGUGCCAUCAAGCAGCAGAUGGAGAAGGGCCCCAUCGAUGCCAUCACAGGCGAGGCCCGCUACUCCCUGAGCGAGGACAAGCUCAUCCGGCAGCAGAUCGAGUACAAGACGCUGAUCCUGAACUGUGUCAAUCCUGACAACGAGAACAGCCCAGAGAUCCCAGUGAAGGUGCUGAACUGUGACACCAUCACGCAGGUCAAGGAGAAGAUCCUCGAUGCUGUGUAUAAGAACGUGCCCUACUCCCAGCGGCCACGGGCUGUGGACAUGGACUUGGAGUGGCGCCAAGGCCGCAUCGCCAGGGUGGUCCUGCAAGACGAGGACAUCACCACCAAGAUUGAGGGUGACUGGAAGCGGCUCAACACGCUGCUGCACUAUCAGGUGUCAGACAGAUCAGUGGUGGCUCUAGUCCCCAAACAGACCUCCUCCUACAACAUCCCUGCCUCUGCCAGCAUCUCGCGGACAUCCAUCAGCAGAUAUGAUUCCUCCUUCAGGUACACGGGCAGCCCUGACAGCCUUCGGUCCCGGGCCCCCAUGAUCACCCCAGACCUGGAGAGUGGAGUCAAGGUCUGGCAUCUAGUGAAGAACCAUGACCACGGUGACCAGAAGGAGGGUGACCGGGGCAGCAAGAUGGUGUCUGAGAUCUACCUGACCCGGCUACUGGCCACCAAGGGCACCCUGCAGAAGUUCGUGGAUGACUUGUUUGAGACCUUGUUCAGCACUGUGCACCGGGGCAGCGCCCUCCCGCUGGCCAUCAAAUAUAUGUUUGACUUCCUGGAUGAGCAGGCAGACAGACAUAGCAUCCACGACACAGAUGUUCGGCACACCUGGAAGAGCAACUGCCUCCCCCUGCGCUUCUGGGUGAAUGUCAUUAAGAACCCGCAGUUCGUGUUCGACAUCCACAAGGGCAGCAUCACGGACGCCUGCCUGUCGGUGGUGGCCCAGACCUUCAUGGACUCCUGCUCCACAUCGGAGCACCGGCUGGGCAAGGACUCACCCUCCAACAAGCUGCUCUACGCCAAGGACAUCCCCAGCUACAAAAGCUGGGUGGAGAGAUACUAUGCAGACAUCGCCAAACUCCCUGCCAUCAGCGACCAGGACAUGAAUGCCUACCUCGCCGAGCAGUCCCGCCUGCAUGCUGUAGAGUUCAACAUGCUGAGCGCCCUCAACGAGAUCUACUCGUAUGUUAGCAAGUACAGCGAGGAGCUCAUCGGUGCACUGGAGCAGGACGAGCAGGCCCGGCGGCAGCGGCUGGCCUACAAGGUAGAGCAGCUGAUCAGCGCCAUGUCCAUCGAGAGCUGAAAGGAAGCCCGCAUUCCUGGGAAGAGGCGCCCGUCCAAGUCGUCACGCUGGAGUCUUGGAAGAAAAGAUGCGAGCAGGGGACCAGCCCCAAGCUUGCUGCCAGCCGAGGCCCCAUCCGGGGGAAAAGGGGAGACCCCUCCCACGACACUAGCCCGUUCCUGUGGGUAGGACAGCAGGCAUCGUCCGUCGACCACAGCUGUGACAUCUAGGGAUGCCACCGGGCGAGGAAACGGUGGCCCUUCAAGCUGAGAGGCUCGAGCUCGAUGGGUCUGCCUCUGUGACUGCUGCUUUGCAUGAAACUCAUUUGAUGUAUAUUGGGGAAAUAAUGAGAACUUUAUUUAAUUUUUUUAAGAAAAAGGGAAAAAAACAGAAAUAAAACAAAACAAAAAGCCGCCCUGUUAAUCCCGUCCAACUUUUGUUUAACUCUGAUUUCCACCCCUUCUUCCAGUCCCCCUUGUCUCUCCUUCCUGUGUAAAUCCUCUUUCCAAAUGUCAGGAAGAACCAAGGAGAGAUCCAGAGAGGAGCCAGGGGAGGAGGAGGUCUCCUUUCCCUCAGAGUAGAAAAAGGAAAAGCAGCAGGAGGAGAAUGAAUGAGCACAACGUCUGCACCAAACACUUCGCAAACCCAGAGGCCAGUCAGACCCGGAAGCUCCUGCAGCUGGGAGAGCGCGGACGCCUCAGAACUGGGUACACAGCGCAAAGCCACCCCGUCGCUGCACCUGGCUGGCAGGGACCUGAGCUUUACCCCCACACACCUGUCCGUUCUCACCUCCACAGAGAAGGGCUAUCGAUAGCACACCAGUGCUUUCUGCUACUGUUUGGGGUUUGUUUUAUUUAAUCUCAAACAUCAACAAAAGAGGAGCUGGUCUUUAGUACUUUUCCUUUUGGUUUCCCUAAAGUGAAUUGGGAAGCGGGGGAGAGGUGGGCCUCUCCCAGGCCAGACAUCUGGUUUCCCCAAGGACGCCAAGCAGCUCUACCCCUCUCCGGUCCCUGUCCUGAAGCAGGGACUCUGGAGGAACAGCCUGGGGCAUGUUGGCCUGGCCUCCAGGAGGUCUCCUGGGGGUUGGAUUGGGGACAAGGGUAUUUGGCUUUGGAUUCCACUCCAGUCAUCCCCUGGUUCCCGGCAACUAAAAAGAAAAAAAAAAAAAAAAUUAUACACUGUUUACAGCAAGCAAUACUUGAAGAGCAUAAGGUUAAGAAGCUGCAGUAUUUAUUGCUAUACUUUCAUUCUCUCGUGCCUGGAGAGGAGAGACAACCCUUCGCUCAUAUUCCCAAGCUCCUGACUACCUGGGCGGACCACACUUGCCUUGGCAGACGUGACUGACACGUCCCCACAUCACUGUCUUCUUCUGCAUCUCAUGGAUUUAUGGGAUAGGAGGACAAGGGACAAAUGGCUGUAUUCUGACCAGGCUCCUUUCCUUCUCUCCUGCUAACUCCUAAAUCCAUGGACAGCCAGUUCUCCUGAGUGUAAUUUCCAAACAAAGAAACCAAAGCUCCAUGCAUUGGACCAGAAGCCCCCAAGAAGCUGAUGGGGUUAUUCAAAAGAGGACAGAUCUGGCGCAGCAGGACACUGUGAGAGGGUGUCCAUCCGGAAGUCCCCACCUCCGUCCUGGUCUUGGAUCCAAGCAGCCAGCUCCAGUUUCUCUGCAAACAGUGCUACAGCCAGGAUAGGAGGGCAAGGAAAGGCAGAAGAGCAGAGUAGGGGUGGCAGAAGGGGGAGAUCUUCCCUUUCCACCCUCUGCUCUUUUAGGGUUCAGGAAUCCCAGCCACAGUACUGGGAAACUAGACCAGCAACCCCAAGAGAGGCUGGGCCAGUGACAUUUCCUUUGCAGUGAACCCUAGGCCCCGGCUUCUCUGUGCCCAACUGUACCUCCAGGCAAUUCCAGUUUCCAAGGGCUCCCCUGACCACAUGUGAGUCCCAGGAAAGGUCUGGGGAAGGGAGCUUGGAGGACUGGCUUCCCUCCGGGCCUGUGGCUUUGGAUGGCUGUCUAACCGCACAGCAGACAUUGCCUGGUCUCUUCAGCUCUGGUUUCUUGCCUGAAUGCAGCUGGCAGAUGGGGAGAGAAAAGUAUUCAGCAAAAUACUCAGGAAACUUGAUGUUUUCAUUGUAAUUCACAACCAGCUAUGCCAAGGCCACUUUCUUCUGAUAAUCUACUUUUGUGAAAGUUUUUUUGGGCCCUGUUAAUAGCCUGAAAGAAAUACUAAUGAUGGGCCCUCCACACUAAGCCAAAGUGUUUGCUCUUUCCAGCACCCAAAGCUUAUCGGCUCAGAGCCAAUAAUUUAUGGAAAUAAAAGAAGAGAUUCGGCCAGAAGGAUAUGAGUGGCUAAUUUGCGCUACCUGUGGAAGAUUCCAGCCCACUCUCACUUAUAUCUGAGCUCAAGUUGAAUGAAGUUUUCCUGGUCACACUGCUGCUCAAGCCAGCAUCCAGGGCUCUGUUUUGCCAAAAAGAUGGUCUCUGUCAGCAGCACCUGGCCCUGGCCACUACAGAUUUACUAGAGUCUCCCAGCAGCCACUUGGGUGACCACAUCCUGUACCCGGGGAGGCCAUCUGGAGGUGCCUGGAGGACAAUGGGGGAUGGAGAGGGGAAGGCAAGGAGAGGAGCCGGAGUGGCCCUGGGUGGUCUGGCCGUGUUCCUCGGGAUUCCAUGAGAGAGGGGGGAAACUUAAACUGGCAAAGGAAGUGACAGACGGACAUCCUUAAAGAAAGAAAAAGACAAAAGAGGAUGGCUGGACACAGAGGCCAGGUCAGGAGGGCGAUGGCAGUAGGUGGCCCCCCAUUCUCGCUCCCCUUACCCAUCCUCCACCAACUCUUUGUUUUGGGACACCACAAACCCAUGGAAGCCCCCUGUAGAAUGGGGAGGAGACAAAGUCUGUUGUUGUCUCCUCUUGGUAUUAUCCAAUUUGAGGUUAUUUGGGGCUGUGUAAAGAACUGUCAAAUCCACAGUCCCCCCCACCAAGCCAUCCCUCCUGGAGGAGUUCUCCCCAAGACUGCCCAGCUGGGUUUCUUCCACUGAGCACCAGGAGAGGCAGCUCUCUGGAGGAGCAGAACUCCAGUGGGGCUUGGCAAGACAGACAAUGCCAGAGGGCAAGAUGGGGAGCCCAGCUGGACCCACACUCGGCAUGGGCCAGGUACUUCAGCUGUCCCUGUCCUACCUCUUUCUGCAGUGUGGCUCUCGAACCACUUGUGAGCCUCUUCUCCUAACAUAGUUGAAGUCUGAAGAGCGUCGGUGAGCUGCUGACUCCCUGGAAGGAAAGAGCUGUUUCUUGCACCAGUUCAUCAGAGGAUCUUCUGGAGCAGCAGCUAUUUCUGAGGUGCUGGAAUAGUGAUGAACAAGUGGGUCCUUCUUCUGGCCAACGUCUGUUCUUCAGGCUGCUGGGUCCUGCCACCAAUGCAGCGGGCACAGUCCUGCUUAGAGAUUCCUGUUACAUUAAAAAGGGUGCAGUGAAGAAGGCAAGCCGGCCCGGCCAACUGCCUCCCCUUCUUUGGGGCACAGUCGCCCAGCAAGGAGAGCUGCUCUCACUCUACUACCGCCCACUCUUCAGGUGGCACUGCCUCUGCUGUGUCAGCUCCUGACCUUCCCUCUGCUCCAGCCAGUGAGGACAAGAGCAGCUGCUGGGGCACUGGCGCUGCUGAGAUGAAGAUGGGCUGGUGGGUGUGCAGAGACUAGGAAGGGUCUGGACAGAGCCAGCAGCGGCUGUUGGGAAACCCAGCCUGACCACUGCCGUGCCUGUCGCGUCACCUGCUGCCUGGAGACACUGGACGGCGGCUCUCAGGUGGAGGCCCCUCCAGCAGCGCUGUGCCGUAGACACAGACAAGGAAGAAAGGAGAUGCUAAGACACCGUGCGGAGAAAAUGCACAGCAGCCUCGGGGACACAGGGCCGUGGGAGCAGAUCCCAUGGGGGUAGGGGACUCGGGAGAUGAAGUUCAGCUUCUCAGGAACAUCUCUCCGGAAGAGCAGCCUUGCCGGAACUCCAGUCUCACUUCCCUGUCUCCAUCCUGUCUUCCGAUUUCCCCAGAGUAAAGGUUAGCAUCUGGGGCUCAAUAAUGCCCAUGAAUGAAGGGUAGUGUUUCCCUCUAACUGGUUUUAGGGAAUGUCUUGAGAGAUGAUCGAGAUGAUCAAGAUGAUUGCUCCUCAGCCGAUAAGGAAACUGGUGAUUCCUCGGCUUUUCCUGGAUUCCCCUUCUCAUCCCCCCUCAACAAAGCUCUCCCUCCCUCUGCACCCUUUCUGCUGGAGCCCUUACCCCUCCUGCCUCCAGCGUAGGAAGAUGAGAAGCUGCUCCAGAGCUCAGUCAGCCUGCACUGUGACUGUAUCUGUCAUCCCUAGAGGCAUCAGCAGUGGGCAGCGCCAGGAAGCCCAGUCUCCACACACGGGACAGAUGUCCCUGAGGUACAGGGGAGAAGUGACAAGCUCUUACAGCACGACAGAGGGACCUGAGCCCACCCACCUCUCCCCCAGGUCUCCCCAUUCACACCCACCCCCCUUGACACACUGGAAUCUGUAUUAUAUCUAUUUUUAAGAAAAUACAAUGAUGGUUGUCUGGUUUUGUUGUUUUUAUAGGUGUUGUGGAAUAAUAAGAAAAUUAUUUAAAAUGUUCCAAUAAAAUGGGGUUUUUGUUAUUCUAAUAUAUUAUCCUGUACCUAUUGUAAAUAUGAAACACUCCUAUUUUGCAAGCCAAGGACACAAUUUGUACUGUUGUUAUAUAUAAAUAAAGUUUACUGGAUAAAAACUCUUAAA
This is a messenger RNA of Chinchilla lanigera (long-tailed chinchilla), 11072 nucleotides long. RefSeq names its product plexin A2 (gene Plxna2). Gene Ontology annotation, molecular function: semaphorin receptor activity; protein binding. Gene Ontology annotation, cellular component: semaphorin receptor complex. Lineage: Eukaryota; Metazoa; Chordata; Mammalia; Rodentia; Chinchillidae. The record is from RefSeq and is a predicted model, not a curated record. Gene Ontology annotation, biological process: negative regulation of cell adhesion; regulation of GTPase activity; positive regulation of axonogenesis.